This is a messenger RNA of Eimeria tenella, 3414 nucleotides long. RefSeq lists its product as uncharacterized. Gene Ontology annotation, biological process: regulation of transcription by RNA polymerase II. Lineage: Eukaryota; Apicomplexa; Conoidasida; Eucoccidiorida; Eimeriidae. The coding region runs from base 1 to 3414 and encodes 1137 amino acids. The transcript is spliced from 2 exons. Gene Ontology annotation, molecular function: transcription coregulator activity. The record is from RefSeq and is a predicted model, not a curated record. Gene Ontology annotation, cellular component: SWI/SNF complex; nucleus.
AUGGAUAAGCGCGACGCUGCAACAGCAGCAGCAGACGCUGCAGCAGGAGAGGAGGCAGCGCAGCAGCAGCAGCAGCAACGCCGAACGCCCAGAGUCUACAGGACCAGCACAGCGCUAAGCGCAGCAGCUGCUGCUGGGGGGCCAACAGGAAGUUCAGCAGCAGGCAGCAGCAGCUCGCUGCGGCAGCGCUUUUACUGGGAUGUGGAGAAGGACGAAGUGACCUUUGCUGACGGCAGCAGUAGCAGCAGCAGCAGCAGCAACAACGGCAGCAGCAGCAACACCAUCUUUUCGUCAGGUGAAUUUACGCAGCUAGCGCAGCGAGAGGCAGCGGAGCCAAUUCCCUUUACCCUAGUGAAAGAUAUUGUUGAACGGAUGCCGGUUAGCAUCAGCAGCAGCAGCAACAGCAGUAGCAACAGCAGCAGCAGCAGCAAAGUCAGCAAGUUUGCUGCAGCACGGCAGCAUCCGCCCUUCCCGAAGGCUGUCCACCGCAGUCUGCUGCAGCAGCAGCCAUCGCAGCGGCUGCAGCUUCAGAAUAAAAAUCAAGCUGCCGCUACUGCUGCUCCUGCUGCUGCUGCAGUAUCUGACGCUGCGGGCACUGUAAACGACUCAGCAGCAACAGCAAAAGCAGCUGCUGCAGCAGAAGCAGCAGAAGCUGCGCGCCUUCUGGGGAUUGAUCCUGAUGAAGUGCAGCAGGCGCUGCAGCAGCUCAAGGAAAGACUAGGGCCUGAAAAGUUUGCCUUUCUGCAGCGGCGAGCGGAGCAGAAGCUGCAGCAGCAGCUGCAGCAGCAGCAGCAAGAGCAGCAGCAGCAAGAGCAGCAACAGCCUCAGCGGCAGCUGCAGCAGCAAAAUGCAGCCGAGGGGCAAGAACAGGUGAAGCAGCAGCAGCAAAAUAAGUCAAGUGGAGACGGCGAGGCAGCAAAUAAAGAACAGGAGUUCCUGCGCUACCGGAUAACGCUGCAGCGAGCUCCAGCAGCAGCAGCAGCAGCAGACACAGCAACAGGGGAAGCAACAGCAGCAGCAGCAGCGCAGCCACCCCCCUGUGGUGCCUUUGUGUUUGACUCACGUGAAGCCGCAAAGCUUCGGUGGACAGAUCCGCUGCCUGCGGAGGACCCUGCUGCUGCUGCUGCUGCAUCUGCUGCUGCAUCGCAGCAGCAGCAGGAGCAGAGGCAGCAGCAGCAGUUUGCUGCUGCUGCGGGAGUCCCGCUGGAGCAACCGCAGCAGCAGCAGCAGCAGCUGGCAGCUCUCCGCUUCGACUUCAGCGGGCGGCUGCGGACUGAUGCGUGGGGCCAGCAGGCUGCUGCUGCUGCAGUGGUUGCUUUCUGGCAGCAGCUGCUGCUGGGUGAGCCCAGCGAUGCAGCAGCAGCAGCAGCUGAAGCGGUGAGGAACGCUGCUGCUGCAGCGGAUGAGGCAGGCGUGGGCGCGUGGCUGACGCCUGCUGCUACUGCAGCAGCAGCAACAGCAGCACAAGCAGCAGCAGCAGCAGCAGCAGACCCUCUCGCCUACUACAGGGGCCUCCACCACCACGGGCAGCAGCCAGAAGCAGCAGGAUAUACUGUGGAGGAGGCGCUGCUGCUGGCCCACAGUGCUGCAGCAGCACAAAGGGCUUUGGCUGUUCGCAUGUUGGGGCAGCUGCUGCUGGCCGCGAGGUCCGUUUGCUUCCUUCCCAGCAGCGCAGCAGCAGCAGCGGCAGCAGCAGCAGCGGUGCCAGCACAAGCAGCAGAUAAGCAGUCGACCGCGUUUUCUGCGCUGCAGCGGCUGCUUGCUCCCCUACUAUUCCCUCAGCAGCAGCAGCAGCAGCAGCAGCAGGCUCUAGCGCUGCGAGGUGGCUUUGGAUUUGGCUUGGGGAGAUAUUUGCGCUUUUUGCUGCUGGAUCAGCAGCUGCUGUUUCGUUUGUGCGGCUGCCUCAUGUCAGAAGCUGCUGCUGUUGCUGCAGCAGCAGCAGCAGGUCUUGCAAACGUGUUCUUACCAGUGCACCCCACUCGCCGCCUGGGCCCGCUGCAGCAGCAGCGUAUGCUGCAGCUGCAGCAGCAGGAAGAGCGGGCUGCUGCUGAAGUUGCUGCUGCUGCUGCGCUGCACCUGCAGCCAGCAGACACCCGCCUUUGCUGCGCUGUUGCCACCCCGUACCUGCUGCACCUGCGCAGCCGCAGCAGAGAAGCUCCAGCAGCAGCAAAGGCAGCAGCAGCAGCAGCAGCGGGCGUUUGCAGCUGCAUGCUGAAUAUCUCCGACUCUGCAGCUGCAGCAGAAGAGCCCUCGCUGUUUCCUCUGGGAGGCCUGGACCUCGUGGGGUGUACGUACACCGCAGGCCCCCUGUGGCCUGCUGCAGCAGCUGCAGCAGCAGCAGAUGCUAGAGUGUGUCUGGGCCCUGGCAGCGCCUGGGCAGCUCUUGCUGCGCGCUGGGGAGACUUGCUGCCUCAGCAGCAGCAGCAGCCGCAGCAGCAGCGGCAGAGUCCUCUGGAUAUACCCCUGGGGGAGUCCUUUGGAAGACACCCGCAUGCAGCAGCAACUGACUUCGCGCUGCUGCUGCCGCGCGUGGCUUUGCUGCUGCAGCGGUGCUGGGGCAUGGCUGAGGAGGAGCAGCAGCUGGUGCGGCUGCUGUGCGGCCUCUGCACAGGGGGGCCGCAGCAAGUGCAGCAGCUGCUGCAGCAUAAACAGCUGCUGCAGCAGCUGCUGCGGCUCACAGAAAGUUUGCUUCUCGGGGCAGAGGCGCGCCACAAGCGGCGUGCUGCUGCUCGCAAUCAGGUCCUGCCUGCAGCUCAGUGCCUCCUUGGCAGCAGCAGCAGCAGCAGCAGCAGCAACGCUCUACAUGGGAGCAGCAGCAGUGGCAGCGCUGCUGCUGAGGAAACAGAUGAACACGACUUAGGGGAGCAGCGGCUUCUGCUGCAGCUGCUGCUUCUGCUGCGCAUCUGCGCCAGCCGAGUGGAGAGUCUGCAGCAGCUUGAGCCUUUCUUUGGUCCUUUGGAGCUUCAGGACAGCAGCGACGCUGCAGACGACAGCAGCAGCAGCAGCAGCGUGCUGGGGCUGACGCUGCAGUCUCUCAUGGCAGUUGUUGAGCAGCCCGAGCUGCAGGUUUUCCAGCAGCAGCAGCAGCAUCAGCGGCAGACGCAGGAGGAUGAAGAUGACCUCAAGUUGCUGCCUGUCGCAUGCGUGCUUCGCGUUGCUGCUGCAGCUAGUGCAGCAAAGCUGCUGCGGCUGCUGCAGCAGCGGGGCAGCUUAGCGGUGCCUGUUGAGCCGCUGCUGCCUGCCUUUGCUGCACAUGUUCGCGGCUUUAAUCGCCAGCUGCAGGUGCUGCAGGGCCAUUUGCUGCUGCAGCAAAUGUCAGAUUCGGGCGCAGCAGCAGAAGCUAGUGAAGCCACGCAUUCUUGCUUCACUCCCUGCUCCUGGCAUGCAGCAGCUGGUGGCCAGCUGGGCAGCUAG